GUGAAGUCUUGCGGCCUCACUGGUGCUUGGGAGAGUGGCUUGAAAGGAGACAGACACGCGGAGCAGUUAUUACAGCAGGGAGCAGACAGAUCUCUUGACAUUAUAACCAUAGCAGAAAAGCUGGUAUUUCAUGGAGAGAUUCCUUCAUGCCACAUGUUGUCUGUGAGUGCUAGCAUCACAGCUCUCUGCAGUGCCAUCUGAGACCAUACGAGUUGGACGCAGCGAUGGAGGACUCUCCAACAAAUGCCAUGGAUGAUGGCAUAGACACGUGCUGCAAAGACACACAGACUGAACUGGCAGAGCGGGUAGCAGCCAUGGAUGUGGCUGUUGGCCCAGACAGAAGUGACCAAAAUGGUGAAGACAACACUGAAGAAAAUGACACAGUCUUUUCUGAUAACAUAAAAGACGUCCAAAGAAAUGGAGUCAACAGUGAUGUGGGAAUGAAUGAACUGCCUUCCCAACGGUCAGAAGAUGCUCACUGGAGGCAUGUUCCCAAGAGACCUCUCACUAGACCCGUCCUAUCAAGUAGGAAAUUGUCUCUUCAGGAAAGGUCAUCAGGAGGUUAUUUGGCUUCUAGCAACACUCCAGGUUAUGGUCCUUAUGCCACAGGACCAUCGCCACGUAUAAUGAGGAGACCAACGAUAGAGUCCAAUCGGGUCUCCAUAUCAGAUUCUGAGGACUGCGUGCAAUUAAACCAGUACAAGCUGCAGAGCGAAAUAGGGAAGGGUUCCUAUGGUGUUGUGAAACUGGCCUACAAUGAGAACGAUGACAAGUAUUACGCUAUGAAAGUCCUCUCCAAAAAGAAGCUCUUGAAGCAGUAUGGAUUUCCACGUCGGCCUCCUCCCAGAGGGUCAAAAGCAUCCUCCGGAGAGCAGCCAAAACCCAUGGCACCACUGGACAGAGUCUAUCAGGAAAUAGCCAUCUUAAAGAAACUGGACCAUGUCAACAUAGUUAAGCUGAUAGAGGUCCUUGAUGAUCCUGCAGAGGACAACUUGUACAUGGUGUUUGACCUCCUGAGGAAAGGGCCUGUCAUGGAGGUACCAAGUGACCAGCCCUUCAGCGAGGAGCAGGCUCGGCUUUACUUCCGAGACAUCGUCUUGGGCAUUGAGUACUUGCACUACCAGAAGAUCAUUCACCGGGACAUCAAGCCUUCCAACUUGCUCUUAGGAGAUGAUGGGCAUGUCAAAAUCGCUGAUUUUGGAGUCAGCAAUCAAUUUGAAGGGAACGAUGCCCAGCUUUCCAGCACGGCAGGGACACCAGCCUUCAUGGCACCGGAGGCCAUUUCAGACACUGGCAAAAGUUUCAGUGGAAAGGCACUUGAUGUAUGGGCCAUGGGAAUUACCCUGUACUGCUUUGUUUAUGGGAAGUGCCCUUUUAUAGAUGAAUAUAUUCUGGGUCUUCAUAACAGGAUCAAGAACAAGCCUGUAGAGUUCCCAGAAGAAGCACAGAUAAGUGAAGAGCUGAAGGAGUUGAUCCUGCGUAUGCUUGAUAAAAAUCCAGAAACAAGGAUAACAGUCCCUGAAAUUAAGGUGCAUCCAUGGCUAACCAAGGGUGGUGAGGAGCCUCUGCCACUGGAGGAAGAGCACUGUACUGUGGUGGAGGUGACGGAGGAGGAGGUGAAGAACUCGGUGAAGACGAUUCCGAGUUUGCCAGCUGUGAUCCUAGUGAAGGCCAUGCUAAGAAAACGCUCCUUUGGAAAUCCAUUCGAGGUUCAGACGAGGCGGGAGGAGAGAUCCAUGUCUGCUCCAGGGAACUUACUGAUGGACAGACUCCUCUUAAACACAUCUGUAUAUGUGCAUCCAUCUUUAAGAAAACAAGGGAGCAGAGAAGGAGGCAGGGACCCAGAGCUGCCCGAUGUGUGUGAAGACGAAGCUACGUCCUGAAGCCACAGGCUGGUCGCUCACGUGCUGCUGCUGUUGUACCCAUCAUGGUGUUGUCUAGCACACAUCUGCCCUCAUCACCAAGUCCGGGGCCUGCAAAGCAGAAAAAAAACCCCAAAACAAAAUGGACCAAUCCAGAAAACCAGAAAGGAGGAACAGAGCAGCAGUAAGGAGAAGAGCAAGUCCUCAGGCAGUGUGGCUGGCAGAGGGCUGGCUCGGCCUCGUGGGCAGCUGCGUUCCUUGUGCGAGGUGUCCAUGCGCUCCUCCGUGUGUGCCUUGCUCUCCACUUGUGCUUCACGUGUGGGCUUUGUAGUUGGGUGUCUUGGCCGAUGAAUGUGGUUUUAUUUGUAAUGCAGCAAACCAAACGUCUCAUGGGUUGUUUGCCCCGGAGACUUUUUCCUUGCUCUUUUGCAUUCUCUAUUUCAAGCAUCAGGAAAAAAAAAUUACAUCAGAGCUAGGUUUUAUAUCAGGGGGCAACUGUCUCAUUUAAUGCACGGGUAAAGCACUUCUCUAUAUCGGGACACAGUCCUGCUCCUGUUGGAGUUGAUGGCAAAAUUUCUGUGGAUAUCAGUUAAACGGGGAAGAGAUCUUGCUUUUGGAGUGAAUGCUGUCACUCUCUAUGCCUGCCUUUCUCUUUUUUUCCUUCUCUUCUUAUCCCUCUGUUUUGCACAGUGUAAAUCCUGCCAGUGUUGAUGGCUUUAGUCAGGGCAGUGUCAUAAAAUAGAAGCACUACAUGGUAUUCCCUGUAAUGUGCAGUGAGCCCUUGAACAUCGUAGAGAUCUGGAGCGUUGGGAUAUGCUGUUACACGGAAAGGCUUAGUGCACUGAGGAUAUCUGCUAACAAAGUGCGCUCUUCCCAAAGAGCUGGGAUCGCACUCAGCUGCACCCAGUCCUGUGCACAAACGUUGUUCUUAGAGCUGAAAAGAAGUGGCAGGUUUGGGGUUUAUUUUAUUUAAGGGUGACUUCCUUUCCCUCACUCAUCUCUUAGCUCCUUUAAAAUUACAUACCUGAUGCUUUUGAACUCUUAUUUCCUGAUAAAUGACCCAAACUGGGAGAGCUUGCUAGGAUGAAAGAUUUGGAGGGGUUUUAGACUAAGGAAAGCUACAGAACACAAAAGAGAUCAAAACUUGAUCUUUUGGGUUUUUAAGGCUUUAAUUUUUAAUUUUAUUUUAAGACUGUCAUUUUUAUGCACGUGCUGAUGCUGCUAUUUUAUCCAUAGAUUGCUUCUAAACUUGGGAUUAGAAGCUUCAUCUCUACAGUUGGACAGUAGGUGAGAGAUUGCACUUAAAAGGGUGAAUGCCGCUAUUUCAGUGGCUGUUGACUGUACAGACUGUGUAUGUAAUGAGGAAUUCACUCUUGCACUCAGAGUAAAAAAACAGUGACACCAAUCCGUCAGAAUAUAUGUCAAUAUUUUCUCUUGAGCUUUGUGGGGCCUGAACAUGCCCCUAGGAAGCCAAUGGGAUUGGAUUCUUAUUUUAUAGUACUUAAAUAAAGGACACGAUUAAAUUUGCUUCCUAUGUAAUCAUCUUACUGUCUUUUUUUAGGUUAAUACUGAGGACUUGGGACUUUGUCCCCUAAUUUUUAUUUUUUUUUUUUUGCGAGGGGAUACAUGUACGAGGAUUGUUGGUAGCGACUGGUGUACUGGUGUUCCUGUUCUGUUUACUACAAUUUAGUUUGGUGGUUCCCAAUGUUUUCAUAGCUGGGCUUUGCUACCGGUGCCUUCUGCUGCCCAUCCCCAGCCUGCUGUCUCCCGUUGCUCAUUUUCAGCCACCUCGGUGGGAUGCCGAGAAGCAGUCACCAGCCUGGGCUCUGCCCCACGUGUCACCUGUAGAUAUUGGCAAAUUGGGAAAUAGUAUUGCAGCUAAUGUAUUUUAUUAAGGAGACCUUUAAUUUUUGAAGCAGGCAUUAGAUCCUGUAAAGGUUGCUGCUCUGGGCUUGUGCUUUGCAUCGCUCGCAUCUGGACAGUAAAUCCUGCCUGCUUUGUGUGUCUGCCUGCACCAACUGUGCGCUCAGCAUCCUCUGAGGGCCUGUGGUUCUGCUUCGGCUGUGUGCCAUGAUCCAUCCUGCAGGUUAGCGUACUCGGGCGCCAGCUGGGACCCUGCUGCCUUGUAAUGAAGAUUUAAGCACCCGGUGAAAGGGAGUGAGAAUGGAGAUGGGGACUUGGCAAGUCUGAGAGCACAGGGGUGCUCUGCAAAUGUAGGAGAAGGGACUGGCCGGGAGGAACCGCUGCCUUCGGAGAGGAUGGUCUCUGCAUGCAAACUGGUCUGUGCUGGGGACAAAGCGCUGGGGUGUCACCAGUUCGUGCUGCACACCAGGGGCUGAGCUGAGCAGCCCCGGGGAGAUGGUAGGAGUGAACUCUCUGUUCUCCAGUUUGCGGAAAAAUGGGGUCUCUCCAGCUGGUACCCCUGGAGCUGGCCAUGGCAGAGCUCUGCUGCGGCAGGGCUGGGCUGCCAACAGCAGGGAGGACAGCUGCGAUGCCAGGUGAGCCCCCAGCCUGCGCAGAGGAAUGAUCGCAGGACAAGGACACAUCUCGGGAAGUUGCCUUAGCCCUGGGAGAAAAGGGAGUACCUGUAAUCCUGAUCCCCGUGGGAAUUCUGAGGUCUUAGCAACACUUGGGUGGUGCUCAAAGAUCUCGUAAGACUGCAAACAUGGUGUUAUUUAUUGUAUUUCUUAUAUAUGCUAAGAAUAAUUUGGGGAUAGAGACAGACUUUGUUGAUCCAGCCAGUUGCUGGGGUUAUUCUAGUAAUGCCCAAGGGGGUGGGAGCUAGCAGCGCAAGGCUGCCGGAAAGCUGCUCUCAGCCUCAAGUAAUGCACCAAACAGAUGUAUGUUUACAAAUUAGCUCUGUGUCAUGUUCCUUUAGUGGUAGCUGGAGCGCCGCUUCAGUUUUGGAGGGGAAUGGGGGAAAUGGGUGUUUAUUAUGAUUACCCCAAAAUCUACUUUGAAAAAAUUGCCGUUUUUGCUGAAGGAAAUCCUUGUGGAGCUGUUUCCACAGGUCCAGGGAGCAACCAGAAUUGUACAGCUGGGCUUGUGUCAUACCUUGUUGCUCCAGCAAAUCUGCCAGCCUUGUGGGUUUUUCCUUUAUACCUCCAGAAACCAUCUGUAUUGCGUUGCAGACAGCAGCCUGAAAACUUGCAUGAAAUGAAAAUGGUGGAAGCUGCCCUAGCAGCAAGAGAAACAUUCAGAUUUAUCCAGAGGCUUGGUAGGACUCCUGCAAAAAUAUGCUGUACUUCUCACUUAGGUGAAAUGAAGUCCUUGCUUGUUUAUGUGCAUGUUAGGGCAGCUCAGAGCAAUGCUAUUUCUGCUCUGAAGAAAGGAAGAGACUAAAGAGUAUUUAUUUGAAAAUAAACAACUCUGGCAAGCCAGCCCUUUUAUCUGUUCAGGAAAGUCAUUCUCUGUAGCUGCAUGGCUAAAUAUUUGUCUCGCUUCUCUCUAUGAACUCAGGGAUGGGGUUUGGUGUGACAGGGCUCCUCCGAGCAGUGAGAAGAGCUGGCGUAGGCACGCUCUGAUGCUUUUGUAUAUGCUCUAUAUUUUUCUCCUCCAAAUCCUCGCUUGCCUGUGCUAUUCCUGGAGCACUGGCAUCCUGUGAGAAGAGAUACCGGGAUGCUCUGAACUGCCUUAGCUGGGCUCUGCGUCCCAGGGAGGGCUCCUCUUUCCCCUGCCGCGUGGUGGCACGGUUGGCUUUGGUCUGUCCCAGUUGGCUCUUCCAGCUCGGGGAUGGGCCCAGAUUGAGGGAUCUUGAAGGAAAUUUCUCUUUUGAGGAAAUCGCACAUCUUUUUGAUCUCCAGGAGGUAGAUUUCUUUGUCUUGCUCAAUUAAUAGCUGUGGGCCUUCAGUUUGGGAGGCAGUGCUAAGUAAAAAUCCUGGUUUAGUCUCUACUGUCUGGCACAGAGGAAUACUGCAGUGAAUGUCUUUAACCCUUUGGGCAGGAAUAUAUCGCUAUGAAUGUCACACUUGCAAGUAAUUGAGUUUUUCAGCUCUUUAAUGAUGCGUUGCAGUGUGUGAGUGGAUGCAUGGAUAAUCACUCACGGUGUUUAUAACACCACCUCCCCCAGCUGUGCCCAUGCAGGGGCUCUGCGUUGGGCAGUGGUUUUCGCAGUGAUGUUUCCAUGAGAAGUUGCAGCAUGGGCAGACAUGGUGUAGCCACAUGGUUUAGCCCUGGAGCAGGAGCAGAUCUAUGGAGGGGGUGUGCAGGACCGAGAGGGUAUUUGUAGCGAGCCUGUGGUUGGGUGUUUCCAGGUGUCCGUGCUGCUGGAGGCAGAAGGAAGACUUGGAAGUUUUGGCUGCAGCACCAUCUCUCCAGCCCGAUCCAUGUAGGAGCCCACGCUCGCAAGAGAAACUAAAUCACCUGCAGCAGUAAGUGUGACUGGACUGUGAUUUUUUUUUUUUUUUUUUUUUUUUUUCCCAUGCCUUGAGACAGAAGCAGCAAGCUGCACAGCAAAAGACUGGGCUUUCUGAAAGAUCAAGUGCCACACAUGUCUUUGACAUGUUUUCUUUAUCAUCAUUCGAGGGUGGGUAAGUCAGGCCUGUCCUUUGCUGGUCAUGGUGGCAUCAGUUACAUAUCUUGUUUGUGCCGUGUCUGGGGCCAACAUCUCCUGUCCGGAUGCUGGUUCACUUUUUGCAUCUUGCAGGUUAGAGAAAUCUUUGCGUUUCAGAGCUGAAAGCACACCUUGAGAUUUGUGCCGAGGCAGCGGUGCAUGUGGGUUGCAGGUUUGCAGGAGCGGGGGGCUGCAGCCUGCCUGGGGCACCAGCACGGGCUGCUGCCUUUUCCCGCUGCAGAGAGACCUUGCGGGGCUGGAGAUGAAAAAUGGGGCAGCUUGAGGUGUCUUCUCCUGGCAUGUCCCCUGUGAUACACCACGGAGGGGACACAUGAUAAGUACAGGGUCUCUGGCGAGCCCAGCACGCUCCUGCCGCUAUGCCCUGUUGUGUGCAUGCCUGUCCCCUUCAGCAGGCCUUCAUCUCACCUGCUACAUGCCAGAAUUUGGCCCUUAAGGCAAGCAAAAUGGUGCAAAACCCACUAAGGCUAAAUACAUGCCCAGCUCCUUGCAGUGUGGGGGUUGCUAACUCAAGCUGUGGUGUUUGCGGGUCCUAGGGACAGUGGUUUGACAAAUGCUGCCCUGGAAAAUAUUCCUGGGGAAUAAAACAGGGAAGGCAGGAGCAGCGGGUGGUCAAGCAGCAUCCGGGUUUGUCGCAGGAAAGCUAUUUUUGUAUACGGCUGCAUCCAAAGGGAGCCUGGCGAGGGGACAGAGUAGCUGCUCCAUGCAAAACAAAUUGCAACUCAAUGAAACGACUCCCAGGACGGGGUUUAAUUCCUUAUUUAUUGCCAGACUUGCAGCGGGGAGCUGGUGGGAGGAAUUUUAUGUUCCUUCAGCACGGCUCCAUAUCCCGAAGCCAUCAGCAGCGCUGCGGCAGGGGCUGAAGGAGGUUUUUCUCCAUUUCUGUGGUGUGUGGCCCGGCGAGCUCAUUUGCUCUCCUCCGGCUCAGUGCUUUCCCUCCCGUGUCUUGCCCAAGCAAACCAUGAGCUUUGUCCUGCCAGCCCAGGGGCUUCGUCCCAGCCCCUCAGAGACCCAGGCUCUCUCUAAGGGUCCCGGCUGCCCUCGCUCGUGCCCAGAGCCCCUCAUCUCCCGCCGGCUGCAGCGAGCAACAUCCCGUAGCUGGUGCUUUGGGCUCUCUUACGCCAAGCAGCACAAUCAGGUAUGUGAGAAGCUGGUGCAUGAUUGCAAGUUAUCCUUUAAUGGGGCAGCUAAUGCAAGAGCUUUAGAACAAAUGCAGCAAGGACUGUUGUCUCUCCAGUGUUGCAUCUGGGCAGACUGGCUGUGCGAGUUAAAAGGAUCACUUAUGGUCUUGGACAGCUUCGUUGGUGAUUUCCAGGCAUAGAGGUGUUUUGCUAGCUGCUCAGUGUUACUGUUCUGCUACAAUAAAAGAUGGUCCUUCUUUGAGACAGGCGAUCUCACCUUUGUGUUGGAUGGGGAUAGCAGGAUAGGCAGGCUCCUUUCUGCCCUGAGGGAUAGGGAUCUCAGUAAAUGUAAAAACCUUUCCAAAGGAAGGAGUACUGUGCUGCAGUGCUGGGGGGUCCUGCUGAGAUGAGAGCAUGAGCACGUCGGGUGUCCAGCAGGAAUACUGGAGACUGGAAAGCAGAUAGCGGGGGUUUUGUGUAACUUAGUUCAGGUACCAAACUUUUCCACUUUCCCAGGGCACGUUUACAGUGUUGUUUGCUGAGCAAAGCAGUGAAAGGGAUUUCUUUUCUGGCCCAGAGCCUCCUACAGAAAACCACUCUCUGAUCAGGUCCCUCCCAACCUGAUUUAACCUGGAUUAUCCCAUGUUACUCUGUUACUCUGAACGCAGCCCCCCGUGGGACCAGGGAAAGAAAGGAGCUCAAGAGCUAGUUGCUGCCUUUCACCUUCCCUUCCCUGAAGGAAAGCCAUGUAUGGGCAGAAUUGCUGCUAGCAGAUGCCCAGGGCCUCGGUCAGUAACCACAAGCCAUCAGUCAAAGCGUUCCAAAAAAUUGUGUAAAUUCAAGAAAAAAUAUAUUGCAACUUUUGAGGAUAUAAUUCGGAUCCUCUGUGCCGUAACUUUGCUGCUGUUUCUGAUUUAUAGGCCUGUUCUGUUAGUAUUUAAGUCUCUUGUUAUACUUGAUGUUAAAUAUAUGACUCUGUAUGUACUCUGCUAUAAUUCAAGCAUGAUGUAUAUGCACUCAGUACUGUAAUGGCACGUGGCCAUUACACUGUAAAUAUGUACCAUGAAUAGAGAGGCUAUUUUUUGCAUGCUUUUGUACUCUAGAACUGAAGAGAAAAUGACAAUAAAGUCCACAGAAAUGACA
Aquila chrysaetos chrysaetos is the source of this 8696-nucleotide messenger RNA. RefSeq names its product calcium/calmodulin dependent protein kinase kinase 1 (gene CAMKK1). Gene Ontology annotation, biological process: CAMKK-AMPK signaling cascade; activation of protein kinase activity; protein phosphorylation. NCBI's taxonomy places the organism in Eukaryota, Metazoa, Chordata, Aves, Accipitriformes, Accipitridae. The record is from RefSeq and is a predicted model, not a curated record. The transcript has 17 exons. Gene Ontology annotation, molecular function: protein kinase activity; ATP binding. The coding region runs from base 225 to 1883 and encodes 552 amino acids.